Molecule: messenger RNA, 1107 nt
Organism: Corylus avellana
Lineage: Eukaryota; Viridiplantae; Streptophyta; Magnoliopsida; Fagales; Betulaceae
Source: RefSeq, a predicted model, not a curated record
AUAAAGGGAUUUGAAGAUUACUUUAGAACCUCUCAUUUACAAAGAAAAACAAACAUGGGGAGAGCUCCUUGCUGUGACAAAGCAAACGUCAAGAAAGGACCAUGGUCGCCCGAGGAAGAUGCCACACUCAAGUCUUACAUCGAGCAGCAUGGCACUGGCGGCAACUGGAUUGCCUUGCCCCAGAAGAUAGGCCUUAAGAGAUGCGGGAAGAGCUGCCGCCUUAGAUGGCUGAAUUAUCUCCGCCCAAACAUUAAGCACGGGGGGUUUUCAGAGGAAGAAGAUAACAUUAUUUGUAGCCUCUAUAUAAGUAUUGGAAGCAGGUGGUCCAUCAUCGCAGGGCAAUUACCAGGGAGAACUGAUAACGAUAUAAAAAACUACUGGAACACAAGGCUGAAGAAGAAGCUCCUUGGGAAGCAGCGGAAAGAGCAACAGGCUCAGGCGGCGACUCGGCGAGGCAACAGCCUAAUUAAGCAAGAGAUGAAGAGAGAGAGCUGUGAGGCGUUUAUGGCUCCAGCUGUCAUGAACCAGAUCAGCCCGUACUGGCCUACAGAUCCGGAAGAAGCAAAUCUUAGGGGUUUGCUGAUGAAACUUGCACAGCAGCCAAACACUAACUUUCAAUACCCCAUUAAUAUUAUUUCCUCGCCACAAGAUCAACUAUAUGUGAACUCGAUGAGUAGUAGUAUGCUUACUAAUUCUUCGGCAGCCAUGAAUUCUAUUCAAUUGCCAAACAUGUUUCCGGGGCUUGAAAAUCUCCCAAGCGAGCUUUGUGAAUUGGGAUAUGAUCACAACCCACAACAAAUUGAUGGGUUGGAAGAGUUUUAUGGAAUGGCCGACAUCGUCAAUGCUAGCACCGGCACGACUAGCUCCGGCGAAAGCACCGGCUGGGGAGAUAUAAGUUCUUUAGUUUAUCCUCCUUUGGUUUCUGACUAUGAAGGUUGCCAACAAGGAUUGCCGCAGCCGCCACAGGAUUCUGCUUUUCAAGAUUUGAGCUACUUUGUGCCGCCGCAAUAGUAGAACUUUCACAUGGGUGGUGUAAAUUUGUACCGGUAGAAAAUUUUCUGUCAGAUUUUCAGAAGAAAAAAGGAAACCCAAAUGAAUUCACUCAGA